AAAUAGUCAUGGUCCAUUUCAUAAUCAUGAUUGUUUUCACAUAUGAAAUUUUUUUCCGUUUUAAUCACAAAGAAUUCCUUUCAGUAAUUCAUAACUUUUAUCUAUUUUUAAAGUCCUUUAAUGAUCGUCUUUAGGAAACGUCUAUCAUCGAAUCUCCUGCGGUUUUAAAAUUCAGACAUCAACCGAUGGUUGAAUGGAUUGUUUCACAAUAUAUUUAAAGCGCGUAUUUAACAUAGUUUAUUUAACAAAAAUGUCUGAGUAGGCGUCUUGUACGUUUAGAACAAAGGUAACGACGAGUCGACAAGUGAAGAUAUCAUUUAAAUUAAUUUAAUUCUGCUGUUUAUUUUCUUCGCAACGUAGCUAUAAGCCGGUAGUUUUUCUUCAAUCAUAUUUAUCUCGAACGAUGGACAAUCCUGGUUUCAGCGAGGAGAAUCUGUACAAAGAUCGUAACGAGUCGUUCAGACACGCAGUUCGCGCGCCAAAGAGAAAUAAAGGAUUCUCGUGGAACGAACUUGGGAUAAAUCGCUGUCAAGAUGUUGAAGUUAAUGAUGAAUCAAUGAAGGUAGAGGUUCAGGUCACCCAUAAAGAGCCAAAGAAGGCAAAAUACAACUGGAAACGAUUUCUUCCCUGGGCACCAAGAAGCAACGAAUAUCCUGGGAAACAUCCGAUAGAUGACUGUGGUUUCAUACAACUGAUGCUAUAUUCAUGGAUUACUCCUGUUUUCAGGAAAGGUUUCAAAAAACCUCUUGAAUUACAUGAUCUAGGAAAAUUACCUCAAACCGACUCUGCUGCCUUCAAUUAUCGACGACUACUGAAAUUUUGGAAAGAAGAAGUGCGUGGUAAUGGAUUAGAAAAUGCUUCAAUCGGCAAGGCGCUUUUUAGAGCGAUGCGAACACGAGCGUUGGCAGGUGGAUUUAUGUUUCUUCUUUCAUUGCUCAUUUCAUUUGUUGGACCGGCGUUUUUAUUAAAUAGAAUCUUGAAAUUUGUUGAAUCGAAGACGGAUUCUGUUGAGAAAGGAAUCUUUUUGGUCAUUGCUUUGAUGAUUACGGAAGUUGGCCGAAGCUGGACUCAGUCUCUGGGUUUCCUAUUAAACCUGAGAACUGGCACAAAAGCUAGAGCAAUGGUUUGGACUAUGGUUUAUAAUAAAAUGUCAAAACUAAAGAAUGCUGGUGAUAAAUCAAUUGGUGAGCUUGUGAAUAUUUGUGCAAGUGAUGCUCAACGUGUUUUUGAAGCUUUUGCCUAUGGUCCAUUUGUCAUUGGUGGUCCAGUUGCACUUAUAGUUGUCAUAACAUACACGACGUACAUUCUUGGACCAUCUGCACUUUUAGGAUGUUUUAUAUUUUUUGUGAUGUUCCCAAUUCAGGGUAUUGUCGGAAAAUAUUCUGGAAAAUUCCGUGGGAAAGCUGUACGCAUUACUGAUCAAAGAGUAAAACUAAUGAAUGAAGUUCUAAGCUGCAUAAAGUUGAUCAAAAUGUAUGCUUGGGAAAAAUCCUUUGCUAAAGUCAUUGGAGACAUUCGACAGAAGGAAACAUCUGUUCUCGGUGAUUCAGCUGUAUUACAAAGUUUGAAUGUUUCUUUGACUAACGCGGUUUCAACGUUUUCAACAGCUAUCACUUUUAUUGUUCAUAUUUACACUGGCAAUGAUUUACUUGCAUCUCAGGCAUUUACUGUUAUUGCUGUAUUCAACACAAUGAUAUUCGCUUUUGCAGUCUUGCCAUUAGGUAUAAGAGCGUUGGCUGAGGCAAAGGUUUCCAUGAAAAGACUUAAAAGUCUACUGCAAAUGGAUGAAUAUGAACCUUGGUCAGUAAAACCACAAGAUGAAUGUGUUGCUGUAGAAAUGAAAAAUGCCACCUUCGGGUGGAAUGAGGUGAAAUUAAAACCUCAAAAGAAAUUUAUACCUGGGGUUGACAAAAAUGACAAGCAGACAAAAGAAGAUCGUUCUGCGGCCAACGGACUUAAACAACGUGUUGCUCCUGAAGAAUUUAAAACUGAGUUGGUGAAGACUUUGUUUGACAUUAAUCUCACUUUUAAAAAGCGUCAACUAAUUGGAGUUUGUGGAAGUGUUGGAAGUGGAAAAAGUUCUCUGAUAAACGCAAUCCUUGCACAAAUGAAUUUAGUCGAAGGUAAUGUUUAUGUAAACGGAUCUAUGGCUUAUGCAGCUCAACAGGCUUGGUUGAUGAAUGCUACAGUCCAGGAAAAUAUUCUCUUUGGCCAGGCAAUGAAACCAGCUCGGUAUGAAAAAAUGAUAUCAACAUGCUGUUUGCAACAAGAUUUGGAUAUUUUCCCUCAUGGAGAUCAAACUGAGAUUGGAGAACGAGGAAUUAACUUGAGUGGCGGUCAGAAACAGCGUAUAAGUUUAGCAAGGGCUGCUUAUGCAAACAAAGAUAUUUAUCUGCUUGACGAUCCUCUUAGCGCUGUGGACGUCCAUGUUGGAGAACACAUUUUCAACAACUGUAUCAAGAAUGCAUUAUCAGGAAAAACAAUCAUUUUUGUGACGCAUCAGCUACAGUACUUAAAGCAUUGUGACGUCGUGGUUUUGUUGAAAGAUGGUUGUAUUGCUGAAAUGAGCUCUUAUGAAAAACUUAUGUCUGAUGAAAAGGAAUUUUCAGUAUUAGUACAAAACUAUCACAAAAAAUUGGGGACGAUAGAAAGCGAAGAAGAGGAAGAUAACAAAGACUCCGAGAUGAUUUCAAAAAGCGGUUCUUCCCACGAUAAAAUAAUUAAUGGCAACGCUGGUGCUCCUACGAAAAGUUUCGAUGAUGAGAAGGAAAUGAUGAAGGCACAAGAAUUAAAUGGACAUAUAAAAGGCAAAGAUCAUCUGAUGAAAGCUGAAGAUCGUAAAGUAGGAAGGGUUUCAUUCUCUACCUACUUACGUUAUUGUAAAGCUGCUGGAGGGAUUUGUAUCGCUAGUUGCGUAUUAUUGAUGUUGACAAUCAUUACAUUAUUGAGAGUCUUCAGUGAUAUUUGGUUAGGACGGUGGAUUAAUGAUGGAAGUGGCAACAGUACAGAAAACGACGAAUCCCUUGGUAAGCUUAAUGACAAUCCUGAUGUGGAUUUUUAUGCGGCAGUGUAUGGAUCGGCAUUGGCAGUAAUUCUCUUCCUUCUUAUCAUUAAAUGUUUUAUAUUCGUCCGGGUUAUGCUGCGCGCUUCUUCCAGCCUUCACAAUCAAGUAUUUAAUGCAGUUACCCGAAGUCCAAUGGAGUUUUUCGAUACAACACCAACUGGUCAAAUUCUUAAUCGAUUCUCCAAAGAUAUUGAUGAAAUUGAUACCAGAUUAUCAUUUCUUGUUGAAGCUUUCAUACUUAACAUAACGUUUUUACUGAGCACAAUAGUGCUAAUUGUCGUAUUGUUUUAUUGGUUUAUCAUAGCUCUCGUAUUCUUCUUAGCUGUUUUUAUAUUUCUAAACAUAACAUUCCGUCGUUCUGUUCGUGAGUUGAAGCGACUUGACAACAUAUCUAGAUCACCUAUAUUCUCUCAUAUAUCAGCAUCCGUCCAAGGUCUUUCCACAUUACAUGCUUAUGGAAAAACUGAAGAGUUCUCUCAACAGUUUGAGAAACUUCUUGACAAAAACACGUUGCCAUUUUUCGUAUUCAACGUGUCUCAUCGAUGGUUAGCUGUCCGUUUGGAUUUGAUAACUGUUGGGAUAACUACGGUGACCGCACUUCUUGUCGUGUUAUUACGAGACGAUGUCCCUGCUGCCUUGGGUGGACUCGCCAUAACAUAUGCAAUACGUAUUUCUGGCCUUUUACAAUUCACUGUUCGACUUUCAGCCGAAACUGAAGCGAUCUUUACAAGUGUGGAACGUGUUUUACAUUACAUUGAUAACCUAAAGUCAGAAGCUCCUAGUUCAAUACCAGACAAAACGCCUGAUGAACAUUGGCCUUCAAUGGGAAGUCUGUCUAUGACGGGAGUAAAGAUGAAAUACAGAGAGAACUUGCCCCUAGUGCUGAAAGGAAUUACCUGCAACAUAAAAGCUCAAGAGAAAAUCGGAAUUGUGGGUCGAACUGGUUCUGGAAAGUCUUCCAUUGGAGUCGUUCUUUUCCGUUUGGUUGAGCCUGUUGAAGGCAUAAUUACCAUAGACGGAAUUGACACGUUAAAAAUUGGUCUCGACGAUCUUCGAUCUAAGUUGUCAAUCAUCCCACAAGAUCCUGUUCUAUUUAUAGGGACUGUAAGGUAUAACUUGGAUCCAUUUAACAAACAUUCUGAUGAAGAAGUGUGGCUUGCAUUAGAGCAAUCACACAUGAAGGAAACGAUCAGUGAUCUGCCCUUGAAACUUCAAGCACCAAUCAUUGAAAAUGGAGAAAAUUUUUCCGUCGGUGAACGACAAUUGAUGUGUAUGGCAAGAGCUUUACUUAGAAAUUGUAAGAUUCUUAUGCUGGAUGAAGCCACUGCUGCAAUUGAUGCUAAGACUGAUGAGAAAAUUCAAGAAACAAUACGUAAAGCAUUUAAAAAUUGUACUAUGUUAACGAUCGCACAUCGUCUAAACACAGUAAUGGAUUCUGAUAAAAUAAUGGUGAUGGAACAAGGCCAGAUUGUUGAAUUUGACAAACCGUCUACACUACUGGCAAACAAAGACUCGAUCUUUAGCUCACUUGUUGCUGCCACUGAAAAGAGUCAUGAAAAUGAAAGAACUUUGAAAGUAUAAUGGUCGUCAACUCAUUGUUUAAUAUGUUUCUUUAUGGUUCAUUUUACGGACAUUAUUCCCUUUUUAAUUACCAGAGAGUAUUUAUAAGGGACUAAAAAACAAGGUGCUCCCCUCCCCUCAAAAAAUAACAUGGAAAUUAUCUUAUUUUCGUAACUGAUAACUUGUUUAAUGACACUGAAGAGAAGUAAAUGAAAUUUUGCAGUAAACAUCCAUAGAUGUUUGUGAACAAUAAGAUGCCCUAUUUGAGAGACUCAGUAUUGCAAUUACGAUCAGUUGUAAAGUAUUUUAAAUCGAAAAUCUAUUUAAAGACAUGUACUAGUACUUACUCCGCAUCUGCUGUUAUAAAAUGACAACAAUAAAAAAAGGCGCUUAUUGACUCUA
This is a messenger RNA of Xenia sp. Carnegie-2017, 5026 nucleotides long. Its product is annotated as ATP-binding cassette sub-family C member 5-like. Gene Ontology annotation, molecular function: ATP hydrolysis activity; ABC-type transporter activity; ATP binding. Bases 404 to 4645 code for a protein of 1413 amino acids. NCBI's taxonomy places the organism in Eukaryota, Metazoa, Cnidaria, Anthozoa, Malacalcyonacea, Xeniidae. Gene Ontology annotation, biological process: transmembrane transport. Gene Ontology annotation, cellular component: membrane. The transcript is spliced from 30 exons. The record is from RefSeq and is a predicted model, not a curated record.